UGCGGCUCCUAGACUCCGGUUCACGCCGUGGCAUGACACGAUCCAUCGUUCCGAGAAGCCAAGUGCUUGGUAAGAUGGGUGUGACCUCGGGCGAAACACCGUACUAGACUUUCAGGAGCAUCACCGAGGUUCAGCGGAUCGAUAUAUAAGACGAACUUGUCUGCUGGCCGCUGGUCAUCCCGUUUUUCGACCCUCUUCUCUGAUCAACGAUCACAAUUCAAUACCAACGUCACCUUGAAGGUCGAUACCAAUCUUCCGUAUACCCUAGACGUACCGUCCUGCAAAUCACAACAUCAAUAACACAUACGCAAGUUACCAACUCGACGCCAUGCCCGUCCCUGCCCCGCUCAAGACGGUCCUCGUCCUGGGAUCUGCCUACGCUGGAAACCGUUCCGUCGAAGUCCUCGCCAAGUCACUGCCCUUGAAUUGGAGGAUCGUCGUUAUCGACCGGAGUACACAUUUCUGCCACAUCUACGCCUUCCCCCGAGUGUCCAUCCUCCCAGGGCACGAACAAAAGGUCUUUAUCCCGUUUACGACCAUGUUCACUCGAGGGCUUGACGAAGCCCAAAAGGCGCAUGUGGGGCGACAUCAGUUGAUCCACGGGACCGUCACCGGGUUGGGGGAGAGGGAGGUCAGGUAUACGCCUUUCGUCCCCAAGAAGAUCCUGCUGAACGGCGUCAAUACGAAGGAAGAGAAGAAAGAGGAUGAGGCUCCCGAGGAACUACAUGAAGGGCCGGAAGAGACCCUCUCGUUCGAUUAUUGUAUCUACGCACUCGGUGCUAAAUACCCCUCACCUAUCAACGUCUGGACGCACCAAUCUACCAUAUUCUCACACGAACCCGCUAGCUUGCAGAACCUUAUCGCUACCCGUACAGAGGCUGGGGAGGCUCAUGAGAUCAACAAGACGCCGGUUGGGGAUAAGGGAGGGAGGGGGGUUGUGGAGACGACGGAAUGUACGGGGACGAAGAAGGAGGGGGUUAGUUGGAUGAGGGCGGCGCAGAGGAGGAUCGAGGAGGUGGAGAGGAUUUUGGUCGUUGGAGGUGGUGCUUUGGGUGUCCAGAUGGCCACGGAUAUCAUCGCCACCCACGGUCAGACCAAGAAAGUCACCCUCCUCCACUCACGUCCGAACCUCCUCAAUCGGUUCGACAUCGCCCUGCAUGAAGCCGCUAUGAAGCGGAUGGAAGAGUUUGGGAUCGAGGUCAUCUUGGGCUCGAGGGUCGAUGGGUCGUUUAUCAACAAGACUGAAGGUGGGAAGGUUAGGACGACGGAUGGGAGGGAGGUCGAGGCGGAUCUGAUCCUCUGGUGUACAGGUCAAUCCCCCAACACGUCCUACAUCCAAAAGACCUACCCCUCGGCGAUCAACCCUACCAACAGCCUCGCCUACGUCAACCGGUACCUGCAACUCUCCACCCUCAAGCCCGAAGCCGUUCGACCGGAUCCGAAGGUGGAUGGACCGAACGAGCUGAAGAAUGAGGAUUUCGAGGUGUUGAACGAGAGGGUGUUCGUGACGGGAGACUGCGCCGACGCUUUCGGCGCACUCAACGCGGGCCACACGGCGUACUGGCAGGCCGACAUGGCCGCGGAAAACGUCCUCUCCCUCAUCAAGGCCGAAGAAAACGUCUCAUUAGCUUCACAAACCCCGGUCGAGUUGAAGGAUUACAAACCUCCAGCUUAUGGGAUCAAGGUUUCUCUCGGUCGAGACCUCUCGAUUUAUCAGCGGGAUGGCAAGUUUGGCAUCGGGGAUCCUAUUUACAACCAAGACGAUCUCGGUACGGGCAUCAUGUGGAGCAGUAAAGAGCUCAGCGAGGACGAUUAUUUCGCCUAGAUUGAAGCGCGCCUCGGUGCAGGAUCGAUGUCGAUGGAAUCGGAAGACUCAUCGAUGGGACGGGAAUCCGGAAGCCUUUUAGAGUCGUACUGAGUACGCCAGAUCAUCGUCAAGGUCGAAAUGUAUAUUAGAAUGUA
This is a messenger RNA of Filobasidium floriforme, 1962 nucleotides long. RefSeq lists its product as uncharacterized. The record is from RefSeq and is a predicted model, not a curated record. Gene Ontology annotation, molecular function: electron-transferring-flavoprotein dehydrogenase activity; flavin adenine dinucleotide binding. The transcript is spliced from 6 exons. The coding region runs from base 329 to 1825 and encodes 498 amino acids. Gene Ontology annotation, cellular component: cytoplasm. Lineage: Eukaryota; Fungi; Basidiomycota; Tremellomycetes; Filobasidiales; Filobasidiaceae.